Nyctereutes procyonoides (raccoon dog) is the source of this 1737-nucleotide messenger RNA. RefSeq names its product dynein 2 intermediate chain 2 (gene DYNC2I2). The transcript is spliced from 9 exons. Gene Ontology annotation, biological process: intraciliary transport. Bases 1 to 1611 code for a protein of 536 amino acids. The record is from RefSeq and is a predicted model, not a curated record. Gene Ontology annotation, cellular component: cytoplasmic dynein complex; ciliary plasm. Gene Ontology annotation, molecular function: dynein heavy chain binding; dynein light chain binding. Lineage: Eukaryota; Metazoa; Chordata; Mammalia; Carnivora; Canidae.
AUGGCAACCCGCGGUCAGCCCAGGCAGCUUUACCCCGCGGGAAGCGCGGGAGCCGAGGCGCUGGCUACAGGCGGGGCUGCGAGCGCCGAGGGGCCCGGGCGGUCAGGGCCGCUGCAGGACGAGACCCUGGGCGUGGCGUCUGUGCCCUCGCAGUGGAGGGGCGUCCAGGGCAUCCGCCGGGAGACGAAAAGUUGUCAGACGGCGAGCAUUGCCACCGCGGAGGCGGCUGCCCAGACCUGGAAGCAUGUGGAUGCCGAGGUGCAGACGGAGGCUCCUGUGCCGGUCGGUGUGCUGCCCGCAUCCCAGUACGACGGCCCCCGGCUUGCAGCCUUUCUUCGGAGGGUGGAGGCCAUGGUUAUUCGAGAGCUGAACAAGAACUGGCAGAGCCACGCUUUUGACGGCUUCGAGGUGAAUUGGACUGAGCAGCAGCCGACGGUGACCUGUCUGCACACCCUGGGCUACCCUCCAGCCCAAGGGCAAGGUCUGCAUGUGACCAGUGUCUCUUGGAACACCACGGGGUCUGUGGUGGCCUGUGCCUAUGGCCGGUUGGAUGAUGGGGACUGGAGCACCCUGAAGUCCUUCGUGUGUGCCUGGAACCUGGACAGGCGAGGCCUGAACCCCCAGCAGCCAUCGGCAGUGGUGGAGGUGCCCAGCGCCGUCAUGUGCCUGGCCUUCCACCCCACGCAGCCGUCCCAUGUUGCAGGUGGGCUGUACAGUGGCGAGGUGCUGGUGUGGGACAUGAGCCAUCCUGAGGACCCGCUGCUCUGGCGAACGGGCCUGACAGACGACACACACACGGACCCCGUGUACCAGGUGGUUUGGCUUCCGGAGCCCCGGCACAGCCACCGCUUCCAGGUGUUGAGCGCGGCCACGGACGGGAAGGUGCUGCUCUGGCAGGGGGUCGGGGCCGGCCAGCUGCAGCUCACGGACGGCUUUGCACUGGUGGUGCAGCAGCUCCCGAGGAACACCAAGCUGAGGAAGCCUCCCCGGGGAGAGACCGAGGUGGGCGCCACAGCGGUGGCCUUCUCCAGCUUUGACCCCAGCCUUUUCGUUCUGGGCACGGAAGGCGGCUUCCCACUCAAGUGCUCCCUGGUGGCGGAAGAGGCCGCCCUCACGCAGAGGCCUAGCUCCGUGCCCCUGCGGGCGCCGGCACAACUGAUCUUCUCUCCCCACGGGGGUCCCAUCUACUCUGUGAGCUGUUCCCCCUUCCACAGGAACCUUUUCCUGAGCGCAGGGACGGACGGCCACAUCCACCUGUACUCCAUGUUGCAGGCCCAGCCCCUGGCAUCCCUGCAGCUGUCCCACAAAUACCUGUUUGCUGUGCGCUGGUCCCCAGUGCGCCCUUUGGUGUUUGCAGCUGCUUCUGGGGAAGGUGAUGUGCAGCUGUUUGAUCUCCAAAAAAGCUCCCAGAAACCCACAGUUUCAAUCAAGCAAACCCAGGAUGAAAGCCCUGUCUACUGUCUGGAAUUUAAUCACCAGCAGACUCAGCUUCUGGCUGCUGGCGACGCCAAGGGCACAGUAAAGGUAUGGCAGCUGAGCACCGAGUUCACAGAACAAGGACCCCGGGAGACCGAGGACUUGGAGCAGCUGGCAGCUGAGGUGGCCACCUAAGUGACAGCAGGGCUCCGUGGGUGGGGGUGUGGAAUGCCCCCAAAUAUGGGGGCAGGUGGGGUGAGGCCACACCUGUGCUGAGCUGUGGAUUUCUCGUAGAAGCUCAAUGAAGACAACAUGAACAUA